Messenger RNA from Dioscorea cayenensis subsp. rotundata (Guinea yam), 329 nucleotides. Its product is annotated as dolichol-phosphate mannose synthase subunit 2. The transcript is spliced from 2 exons. Gene Ontology annotation, cellular component: endoplasmic reticulum membrane; dolichol-phosphate-mannose synthase complex. Gene Ontology annotation, biological process: GPI anchor biosynthetic process. Gene Ontology annotation, molecular function: enzyme regulator activity. Bases 66 to 314 code for a protein of 82 amino acids. NCBI's taxonomy places the organism in Eukaryota, Viridiplantae, Streptophyta, Magnoliopsida, Dioscoreales, Dioscoreaceae. The record is from RefSeq and is a predicted model, not a curated record.
CGAUCCCAAUAUUCAGAGUUCCUGAACAAAUCUCGUUCUGUGCCCUAGUUUUUGGAAUUCAUUCGAUGGAGUUGGCGGACAAGGUGGUGGGAUUCUUGCUCUCCGCCAUUAGCCUCACCAUCUUCAUCUACUACACCUUCUGGGUCAUCAUCCUGCCAUUUGUGGAGACCGAUCACUUCAUUCAUGGGUAUUUCUUGCCGCAAGAGUUUGCCAUCUUGAUCCCUGUUUUUGCUGGAGUUGCGCUUCUUUGCUUUUUGUGCGUUUUUGUUGGGUAUGUCAUGCUGAAAUCCAAGGCGAAAAAGAAACAAACUUGAUGAAAAUUUCUGUUG